AUGGACGGUGGCGCCGGAGUGGGCGGCGUCGCUUCCCUCGCGAUGGACUGCGAGGACAUGUUCAAGGAGAUCACCAAAAAACUAUACGGCGAGGAGGCUAGCGUUAACGUGGGCAUCGGUGGGGGGGUCGGCGUCGGCGGCGUUGUCGGUGUCGAAUUCCCGGCCGCCGAGCGCGAGCUGCACGAGGACGAGCUGCGGCCCGAGGAGCACAUCACGGCGUGGGGCCUCGCCGCACUCAUGCAAAACGGGUUCCCGCCGCCCGGCAUUCUACAAGCCAACUUCACGCCGCGCACGGACCCCACAGCUGAGGACCGCUGGAGCGUGGCCGACGAGCCGCUGGCGUGGGCGCACUCGCGCGUCGCGGCCUACAACCCAGCGCAGAGGCUGUUCAAGUGCGCCGAGUGCGAGUGCGUGGGCUUCCUGGCGCGCGUAGCCGAGCACUGGCUGGGCACGCACUCACACGCGCGCGCCUUCUCGUGCCCGCUGGCCGGCUGCGGCUUCGCCAGCGGCUGGGCGCGCUCGGUGCGCCUGCACUUGGCGCGCGACCACCAUUCCGACCCGGCCGCCGCCGACCAUCUGCUGCGGGACAACCCCGCGCUGGAUGACCUCACGCGCUACCUGCAGCGCCUCAAGACCAAGGUGGAAGCCGCUCGGACAGACAGAAGAAACUCGGCCAACACGAGCGUCGGCGUCGGCGUCGGCGGAGGCGGCGGCGGAGGCGCAGUCGACCAGCCGCAACAGAGCGAGGCGGCCGGUGUCGCGGGAGUCGCGGCGGCUGCGGGAGUGGGCGUCGCGGAGGCCGGCAAGCGCUACGCGUGCGCCGCCUGUCCCUACGCCACCGACCGACGCGACCUUUUUACCCGCCACGAGAACAUCCACCGGGACGAAAAACCCUUUCACUGCUACUUGUGCCAGAAGCAAUUCAAUCGCGCCGACCACGUCAAGAAGCACUUCCUGCGAAUGCACCGCGACCAGCCCUACGACCUCAACCGCAUCCGCCGCGCCGCGUCGGCCGGGAAGCCUGCGCCCGGCCUGGCUCCGCACUACGCGCCGCCCAAGGGCCCCUCCGACGGCGCGGCGGAGUGUCGAGCGCCGCCGCCAGUCAAGCUCGAGCGGGCGCCGCUCGUCAAGGCGGAGGGCGCAAAGGGGGCCGCGCCCCCGCCCAGCCCGGUGAGACGCAAGGGCGAGCGCCGCUACGCGUGCUGCUACUGCGCGUGGUCGGGCGUGGACAACUGGUGCCUGAAGCGCCACCUCAAUACGCACCUCAAGCCGUUCGCAUGCGCACUCUGCGAGUACAAGGCGGCGCGGGCUGAGCGCCUCGCCACGCACGUGCACAAGGUGCACAACAAGAAGGCCUGCGCCAAGUGCCCCUUCCUCGCGGACGACGCACCUCACCUCGCCGCGCACCUCCGAGACCAGCAUCACAUCGAGAACCGUAACCUGAAAGUGCCGAGCGGCGUCGGGCGCGGCGGUUUCGCAAACGCGUCGCAGCAAGUCGGCAGCGUUGCGGCCGCAGCUCCGUCGGCGGGGUCAUCCGCGGGCAGCGCGGUCGCCGGCGUUGCGACGGCGAGGCGUCGCGAAGGACGCGCGGCGGGCGCGGCGCGCCUUUUCGGCUACCUCGAGGCGUCGGACGGUUCCGGCGACGAAUACGAGCCGCCGCCGGCGCCCCCGCUGCAGACGACAACCGACUUUCCGACCCCCGGCGCGCCUCCACCUCAACACUACGCAAGGGACAAGGAGAACGCCGCUCCUCAACCCCUGCACCACGCUCUGCACCAUGAGCACUGCCUGAGAUACUGA
Messenger RNA from Leptosia nina, 1800 nucleotides. NCBI's taxonomy places the organism in Eukaryota, Metazoa, Arthropoda, Insecta, Lepidoptera, Pieridae. The record is from the annotation of a GenBank genome assembly.